This is a messenger RNA of Durusdinium trenchii, 210 nucleotides long. The record is from the annotation of a GenBank genome assembly. NCBI's taxonomy places the organism in Eukaryota, Dinophyceae, Suessiales, Symbiodiniaceae.
AUGCUGGAAGCGUUAGUCGAGGCGCUGUUGCGGAGCCGACCGGAUGACGUGGAGAGCUUCAGUGCUGAAUGGCUACUCCAUUGGCACAAGGACCACCACGAAGAGCAGCAGGAGGAUCUGGAGCCGCUCCGAGCAGAAAGGGAUCACUAUCGUACCCAGCGUGACCAGCUUUUGCAAGAGCUUCAAGCACUUGGAGAAGGUGCACAGUGA